AUGGAUGGCGAAGUUACCGGAAUCAUGAAUGAGAUUGUUGACCACGUUUCGCUUUGGGGCAAUCCUUCUACAGUCGAGAUGGGUUUCUACACAUUAGACUAUCGGAGAGCUCCUUCAAUGGCCUCAGCUCCAUCUACGAGUGGAAGUGAAUUCGGCGAUAUAAGUGACAGUGAACUGCCUGUUCUUGAGAGCGAUGACGAUUCGGACGAGGAAUUUGAGAAGCUGCAGAGUUUGUCUUGCGAGUUGCGUCAGAAAACAUUCGAAAAAGAACAUCCUGACGGAGUGCCUAAGCAGAAGAGGGUGAAAGUUGAGAAAGUAAUAGACAAAAGCGACUUGGAGCAUGAAUACGAUAAGUUACCACCACUGGAAAAUCUAACAAUACAUUGUGCGAAAUCUCUACCGCUAGAACCAGUGGGGCAUGUGUCAUCUAUCGUUGACUGCUUGGUUGUUAUCCAAUCUGACAGCGGCGUUGCGUUGGAUUUCGAUUCCGUAUUGUUUGACGAGGAUCGAAAUUCUGUGGGAGUGGUGUACGAUCUAUUCGGUCCUGUGAGGAGUCCUUUUUACUCUGUGCGAUUCAACACAAAAGAAGAGGCUGCCGCGAAAAUGUGCGUCGGAAUGCAGGUUUACUACGCUCCCACAGCAGAACAAUACACCAAGACUGUGAUAGAUAACCAGCAAACAAGCAAAGUUCCAUCAGAUGUUGUUUCGUCCGAGGACGAGCCUGUCUUCAGUGAUGAUGAAAAGGAACAAGAAUAUUACAGACAAAAGGCGGCAUCGGCGAAGCGUCCAGAGAAUCAAAGUCAAAGGCGAGGUCAGAAGCGUAGCGUUCAUUUUUCCGACUGCCCCACUGAUCGAGGAAGAGGAGGAAACCGAGGACAUCGUGGGCGAGGUUCCGCUCGCGGAGGUUCGUGGAACUGGCAUAGUGAACGUGGCGGUCGUCCAAGAGGUCAUGGUCCUCCUAGAGGAAGAGGGCGCGCGAACAGUCAUCCGAUGGGGCAGACUCCAGUGACAAACAUGAGUAACCCUUAUGCAGAGUAUGGGUGUUAUGGUCCUUUACCAUUUGUCGAUACUAGGCAACUUUGA
Molecule: messenger RNA, 1083 nt
Organism: Ostertagia ostertagi
Lineage: Eukaryota; Metazoa; Nematoda; Chromadorea; Rhabditida; Trichostrongylidae
Source: the annotation of a GenBank genome assembly